Messenger RNA from Penicillium chermesinum, 471 nucleotides. RefSeq names its product fungal specific transcription factor domain-containing protein. NCBI's taxonomy places the organism in Eukaryota, Fungi, Ascomycota, Eurotiomycetes, Eurotiales, Aspergillaceae. The record is from RefSeq and is a predicted model, not a curated record. The coding region runs from base 1 to 471 and encodes 156 amino acids. The transcript has a single exon.
AUGGAUGCCAUAUUCAAAGGAGGAGGAGAAGAGUUGACCGCAUCUGCGCCUCGGACGCUCAGAAGCCGGUACAACGAGAUCAGCGCUGGUGCGGUCCUCGGACUUGCUAUGCGGUAUGCACUUCUGAUGGGGUUGGAUCGGCACGCGUUAGUCCCUUUUCUGAAUUCAAGCGCAGAUCCAUCAGAAGAGGAUUUGAACAGGCUACGUGUUUGGUAUAAUCUGAUAACUUGCAACUUUAACCUUAUGCUUACGUCCGGCCUUCCUGCUUCCACAAAUCCCAUCUUGUCCGCACAAGUGGCUCGGAGAUUCAGCUCCCAUGAGAGAGCUCAGCUACCCGGCGACCUUCGAGUGACAGGGCUUGUGGAGCUCCUUGCAAUCGUCCACCGCACAUGUGGAGAUAUUUCUGGUCGCCAAAUCCACACGGAACACUUGAAGAGCUUGAAUAAGGAAUUAGACGAAUGGGAAAGGUGA